Oncorhynchus kisutch (coho salmon) is the source of this 1157-nucleotide messenger RNA. It is a transcript of the gene hint1, whose product is annotated as histidine triad nucleotide binding protein 1. Bases 550 to 930 code for a protein of 126 amino acids. Gene Ontology annotation, molecular function: catalytic activity. The transcript is spliced from 3 exons. The record is from RefSeq and is a predicted model, not a curated record. NCBI's taxonomy places the organism in Eukaryota, Metazoa, Chordata, Actinopteri, Salmoniformes, Salmonidae.
CGCAACAUCGCGAGACUUUCGGGAACGCUUGCGAAGCCGACCAAGCGGAGGGUUUGGGGAGAAGUAAAUGAGAGAAGUAAAACAUUCUUCAUUAGUUGUUAAUUUUCUCGAAAGCUAAAGGCUCAACUAGAUUUGAGCCAAUUCCUUAACUAUCCGAACUUGUUAUUACUCCAACUUCAUGAGACUGACACGUUUUAAUUUUUGUCAAAAGCAACUUUAUAUCGAAGGUGUACCUUUGAUUUGACGGCCUGCACGUGCGCAGUGUGGCGCGAGAGCCCGAUGACGUGUUUAUACGCAUGAUUUUUGCUUGUCAACUUGACCAUGACUUCUAUUGUAUAAGCAGUUUUAGCCUGUCUCCAUACUGUACUGUCUUCGAUGAUACAGCACGUUCUUAUUAUACCUCAGUGAUACAGACAAUCCAAAAAUUACAUUCAAUAUUUUUAAACAAUCGUUGUGUGCAAGUUUUGGCGUUCUGCAGAGCCCAUAAACUUUAACCUUUGAGGCAGAGGUUCAAGCGCAUGCGUACUACAAAGACCAACGUCUAACGCCAUGGCGGAUGAGAUAGCAAAAGCUCAGGUUGCCCAGCCCGGCGGUGAUACAAUCUUCGGCAAAAUCAUUCGCAAAGAGAUUCCUGCAAAAAUAUUAUUCGAAGAUGAUCAGUGCAUAGCCUUCCAUGAUGUUACCCCACAGGCCCCUACUCAUUUUUUGGUUGUCCCAAGAAAACCAAUUGUGCAACUGUCAAAAGCAGAGGACAGUGAUGCGGCUAUCCUGGGCCACAUGAUGAUAGUGGCCAAGAAGUGUGCCGAGCAGAUCGGCCUGCCCAAGGGCUACAGGCUGAUCUUGAACGACGGGCCCGACGGUGGCCAGUCCGUCUACCACAUCCACAUCCACGUGAUGGGCGGACGCCAGUUGGGCUGGCCCCCCGGCUAACUGUCCACACAGACCGUCUACCGGCCUGACUACCAUCCGUCAUCUCUUUAUCCCCAGAUAGUCCAAUGCUGUCCCGAUGCAACUUAUUUCACUGUCAGUCUGUCACGUAGACCAACUACUUAUUUCACUGUCAGUCUGUCACGUAGACCUACUUAUUUCACUGUCAGUCUGUCACGUAGACCUAAUGUGAUGAUAUAUCAAUGGUAAAUAAAUGCACUUCACAAGCC